UAAAUUGCCAAUUCAUUAGGUAGAGCAUUUAAGUACAUACUGGAGACAUCAGAGCCAGGGAUACCACCAGCAUUAACAAAGAACCAUGCAGUGGACAGAGAAUCUCAGCAAGUUGGUCCUGGCAGUGGAUUCAGUUACACUGAUCGCAGGUCUUCCAACUAAUCUGUUGGCUCUCUACAUCUUUAUCCAUAAGAUGAAGCAUCAAGCUACACCCCUCGAUGUAUUCUUGCUCAGCCUCACCAUCUCUGACCUGAUCUUCCUGUUCUUCCUUCCAUUGCGCAUGAAAGAGGCGGCCGAAAUGAAAUGGACCAUGAGCUACUUUCUCUGUUCGCUUUCAGUAUUUAUCUUUUACGCAACCAUUUACAACAGCACCUUGCUUUUGAUGGCUAUCAGUGUGGAUCGCUAUCUGGGAGUGGCCUUUCCAAUCAAGUACAAACUCAAGCGACAUCCUCGAUAUGCCAUGAUUGCAUGCGUUAUAUUCUGGUUGGUUUCCAUGUUACAUUGCAGCUCGGUCAUUAUUAUUCAGUAUAACUUCAAUAACACCGUCAAUGAUUCAUCCAAAAAAGAGCUCUGCUAUUAUGAGUUUACAGAAGAACAGCUGAAGCAUGUUUUGCCUGUCCGUUUCGAAUUGUUUGUCCUGCUGUUCUGCAUCCCUUUUAUCGUCUGCAGCUUCUGCUACAUCAGAUUCAUCCUCAUCCUCUCUCGGCUACCUAACAUCAACCCUCAGAAACGCUACAGGGCCAUUGGGCUUGCCCUAGCCACCCUGCUGGUCUUCAUCAUCUGCUUCAUGCCCUACAACGUGUCUCAUCUUGUGGGAUUUAUUGGAUGGUACAGUCCUGACUGGAGACCAUACGCACUCCUUACCAGCACCUUUAAUGCCUGCUUGGACCCUCUCAUUUUUUAUUUCUCCUCUUCAGUUCUCCGGGCGUCUUGCGAUCAAUUGAUAAGGAGACUAGUCAAUAGCAUGCAACCUUUCUGCUGCUGGAAAUUGCUUAACUCUCCUCACACCACACAGAGAUCCAAUGGCACUUCUGGCACACAAUGACAUGCUGGAAUGUAACAUUGCAUAUAACUUAACUUUGUUGGUUCAUGGUGUUUGCCAGGAUGUUAUAGAACAAUCUUACAGCUGUUGGUGGGCCAAAAGUGUAGCCCUUAUUCUUUUCUAAAUCUUUUGGCUAUCUAAGAAUAAACAUACCUCUUGCUUA
Tachysurus fulvidraco (yellow catfish) is the source of this 1205-nucleotide messenger RNA. Its product is annotated as free fatty acid receptor 2-like. Gene Ontology annotation, cellular component: plasma membrane. The record is from RefSeq and is a predicted model, not a curated record. NCBI's taxonomy places the organism in Eukaryota, Metazoa, Chordata, Actinopteri, Siluriformes, Bagridae. Gene Ontology annotation, biological process: cellular response to fatty acid; G protein-coupled receptor signaling pathway. The coding region runs from base 86 to 1045 and encodes 319 amino acids. The transcript is spliced from 2 exons. Gene Ontology annotation, molecular function: G protein-coupled receptor activity.